UGCGCAUCUCGUUCGCACCCGUCGACUGCAGAACAGUGGCUUCUGUUCUGUCUUGAACAUUUUGCGAGGACACCCCCCCCAGAUCACGGCCCUCCUGUUCCGUCAGAAGUCUGCGCCCCUGCUGGUGCGCGCGUUCGCGUCUCUGAAGACAGAACGUGAUCUUCAGUCCCCCUCUCUCCUGCUGCGCGUUCUAGACUGAGCCGCCUCUUUUUUCCAGCUGGGGGCUGAACUGUCUGUCUGCCUGGAGUAUUACUUUUUUCUUUUGCGUCUUCGUUUCUCUCGCAGUCUGCCAGCUUGUCUCUGCAAGUACACGCAACCGCCACUGUUCGCAGGAUUCCAGCAUUCCAGCCAAGCACCAUGGAGAUAUGUCAACUGCCUCGUGUGCGUCACCUCAGGAUGAUGGUGGCUGUCGCGUUAGGUGCCCUCCUCUUCCUCUCGAUCUGUGGGGAACGGAUCCUCGGGAGCGCGGCCUCGAGUGUCGCCGCAGAGCAGCGCGCUACCCCGCAAAUCGCUUCUGACUCUGAACAAGAAAAGGGUACAUCCUCCGAAGAAGACGCAGGACCCGUCGCCCCCGAAGUCGCUGAAGAAGAAAGCAGAAGAUACGAGUAUCUGGUGAACCUCGGCGUGUCGCCUCAAGAGAUGAACAGGGAAGAAUCCCAGAGUGAAGACAGCUCAGAGGAAGCGGUGCAGCAUCUGAGAAAAGAGGAAGAUGACACAGAUGACGAGAUAGAGCAACCAAGCAACUAGCAGAGGCGGGACCCCUGCCGACGGACUUUGAGGGUGUACAUACACCUGAGCCAGCGCCAAGGAGCUAAACCGGGAACUCCGUUGAAGUUUCUUCCCCUUGAGCGACUUUCCUAGCGACAGCAGACAGAGGUAAAGAUGCACGGCUUUGUUUCCUAACACAGAGCGGAGGUCAGAGCUGUGGGAGAAUCUUUAUAACCGUCGUAGCAGACUGCAAUUUCGGGCAGCGGCUUAGCGAGUGAACCUCGUUCGGGCACACAUUAAAGUCCGAAUCAGGAGUAGAAAUUUUUUUUCUUUGAUUACUUCCAGAAAAAGUCACAAGUCCUGUCUGAGAGUGCUACUCGAGCCGGACGACGGUCCUCCACGUGUGAGUCCCUGAGAAUUCGUUUCCUGUCGCUGUUCUUCGCGCAUUUGGGGAGUGUCUCGCUGCGGGGUGGGUGAGCGACUGCAGAUGGUCUGCGGUAUGGUGUUGAGAGAGUCCAUACUCUGAACGCGCUAUCCGCCCUCUUCUGAGCACGGCAUUCUGUAGGAUUUGCAGGAAAGUCUAAACGGUGGAAGGGAUCCGACGUGAUAGCCUUAGGCUGCUUGCUCACAACUGAAAGGCGUCUUUACUGGACGACUGUGUUAAACCUGAGGGACGGCAUGCACCUCCGCAGCAGAGUAGAGAGAAGAUAAACAGACGUGAGGAAAACAGAGAGGAGACGGAGAAGCGAGGAGAACGGAUGGAGACAGCAGAAUGAUCUCUGAAAGGAGAGAGGCACUAGGAAAGCAGAAACGCUCUGAAAUGACUUGUCGGUGAAGGCCAGAAGAACAACGUAGAUGAAGGCGAGGCAACGCAGAAACGGGGAAGAAAACGAAAAGACGGCGGCCCACAGAAAACACCCCGGAUAAAGGCAUGUGAGCAAAAUCUUUUACGACAACAAGAUCAGGACGUUGCGAGUCUCUCCAGGUGGACAUACACCCAAAGAACCAAGGACAUCGCAGCAUCCGGAGAAGUGCAGAAUAGCUCUGCGACGGAGUAACAAGACGCGGCAGAAGUACCGGGACAGGAGAGAGCAUUUGCUGUUUUCUCUGAAAAGAAGAAGAUUCUUUCGCACGGAGAAGGACCGAGAGAAUCACCAGAGGAAAAGGAGACCACGGAGAGAACGCGUCGCGGAGGCCCAGUGCGACAGGCGUCCGCAACGAACAGAGAAAAUUCGUGCUCCCGCGCUGCCAGCGAGGAUCCGCAGACAAGACCGAGUGCACAGAACGACAGCGGAACUCAGACGGGUCAGUUCGUAGACACCGAUAGCGCGGUUGAUCGACGCAGAAGACAGAGAGGUCGCGAGGAAGACAGACAGAGAAGGGGAAUCUCGGACGGAAGUAGAGGCCUGGAC
Messenger RNA from Toxoplasma gondii ME49, 2120 nucleotides. RefSeq lists its product as hypothetical. The transcript has 2 exons. Lineage: Eukaryota; Apicomplexa; Conoidasida; Eucoccidiorida; Sarcocystidae. Bases 358 to 747 code for a protein of 129 amino acids. The record is from RefSeq and is a predicted model, not a curated record.